This is a messenger RNA of Lytechinus pictus (painted urchin), 4478 nucleotides long. RefSeq names its product WD repeat-containing protein 38-like. Lineage: Eukaryota; Metazoa; Echinodermata; Echinoidea; Temnopleuroida; Toxopneustidae. Gene Ontology annotation, molecular function: protein binding. The coding region runs from base 124 to 1137 and encodes 337 amino acids. The record is from RefSeq and is a predicted model, not a curated record. The transcript is spliced from 10 exons.
AUAUACAUCGACGAGAUCGACCGAAAACUUGACAGCGUUCCGUUGUUGUUAUUCGCAACAAGACCAUGAACAUUUUAUGACCAAGGCUGGAUUCCCCUUUAAUUCUUUGUCGUAGAUCAAACCAUGCUGGCAGCUCGGUUAGAGCUUGAUGGUACCUUUGAAGCAAAGAAGAAGACAAGAUAUGAAAAACACAAAGAUGAGAUCAAUUGCGUGGCUUUCUCCAGGGAUCUGGAGAUGAUGGUUACUGGGUCAGAUGAUGGCAGGGUGCGUGUUUGGAACAGACCGAAAAACAUCCUGGUCUGCAGAUUUUUUGGACACACAGGGGCAGUCAAAGGGGUAGCUGUAUCUCCAGAUAGUCGCUACAUCGCUAGCGCUUCCCACGACCGAACAGUGAUUGUGUGGAGGACGAGAAACUCGGAAAUCAUUUACAAACUUCAGGGUCACUCAAGAUGCGUCGAGACGGUAGGGUUUUCAAGCGACGGUCGGCUACUCUGCUCAGGAUCAUGGGAUUGCACUGCUAUUGUUUGGAAUUUAGAGACUGGAACCCCCCGAAACAUACUAACUGGACACAAGAAUUUGGUGCAGUGCUGUGCCUUUAGCACUAAUGAUCAUUUGCUAGCUACAGGUUCAUGGGACCAUACCGUACGUCUCUGGGCGCUGUGUCGUCAGGCGGGUAUCGACCAGGUCAGGGUUCUUAAAGGUCAUACAGGAAACGUCCAUGCAGUGGCCUUCUCUAAACUUGGCAUGCUGGCAACGGGUUCUUGGGACAAGACUGUUCGGCUGUGGAGUUCAAGAGAUGCUCGCUGUCUUCUUGUGCUCUCGGAUCACACUGGCUGGGUGAGGGCGCUGGCGUUCUCCAACGAUAGCAGUAUGGUUGCCAGCGCAAGUGAUGAUGAGACGGUCAGGGUUUGGGAUGUGAGAACUGGUGAAUGUGCAAAGACGCUCGAGAGUGAUCUGGAGCAGCUUCAGACUUGUGUGUUCUCGUCCGAGGGGGCGCUGUUUGCAUCCGGGGCCGCAGCAAUGGCUGUCGCAGAGAAAAAGGAGACACAGAGUAAAGGAGAAGAAGAAGAGGAGGUGAACAGGGAGAUGGAUGAAGGAACAGUUGUGGAGGAGGAGGAGGAUGAUGAAGGGGGUUAGCUAAUGUACCAUAAAGGCUUCCGCGCACCUGGGCCACAAUCCAAUUUUAGAACAAUUCGCAUUUUGCUUAUGAAUGAAAAGUAUCUGUUUGAUUUGAAAAGUAUCUAUUUGAUAUUUCAAAUUAACUGUAAGAAUAUUACUCUAACAAUUUCUUUAUGAUGGCAAGCCUUUAUGUUGGAGUAAAGGCCAAUUGGUUUCAGAUCAUAGUCAAUAAUAUGCUUGCUCUGACAUCAUUACGACUGGAUAUUCAAAUUGCUUUUAUUCUUAUAAGAAUUGUAGUAGUCACAGAUAUGAAUAUCAGUAUUUGUAUGAUGAAUUCAAACUUAAAGCAGUAAGAUGAUCCGUGUCUCAAUAUUUGGAUAAAAUUUACUCUUUUUUUUCCGAAAACGGGUCACAGACCAAUUGUAAGAUGUGCCGUAAUCUUAAGGUAUUGCUAUUCCCUCAGUCACAUUUAUAAUAAUGAUAUAGGUAUAUUUACCCAGGGUAGCCACUUCACUUAUUAAAACUGUUCUCCCAGCGGGCCCUGCUAUUAUUAUUACCCUGGCUUUAGCUGGGCUGCCUAGGCGCUGAAGCAUUCAAGGAAUUUCUACCUACCGGGUACCCAUUCACCUCACCCGGGUUGAGUACAGCACAAUGUGGAUAAAUUUCUUGCUGAAGAAAAUUACGCCAUGGCUGGGAUUCGAACCCACGGCCCUCUGUUUCAAAGUCAGAAGACUAAUCCACUGGGCCACAACGCAUUUGACCUUCGAUGCCAAUGCAGAGACUGUGAAGUGGUAUUGCGUGGCCUCUGUAAUGCCUAGUGCUCACUUGUAUGCACCUGCUCUGAUUUUGCAGGAUUCCCGUACAGUCUCUGCAAUACCCCUUGUAUGGUCUACCCACUGAGGUUCCUUCAAAGAAACUUCAUGAUUAUGAGAAUACAUUCAUUGGGUGAUUUCAAGGUCAGUGUUGACCUUUUGGUGUUGGUGUUAGGUCAAUUUUUACACGAUUAUAACACCAAAAAUAACAUGAAGAUGGUCCCGAAAAGUCACUCACUAGUUGUUGAGAUGUCAAUCAAGUGAUCUGGAUAAGUUUUCCAAAAUCUGAAUUAGUUUUGGAGCUAGGGGAAGCAUACCAAAUUUCAACACCGGACUUGAAAUCACCCAAUGUAGGCAGCACCCUUGCCCUUUGCCCCCCCCUCCUCACAUUUACAUGAUGUAAAGCUAUUGUUCAAAUUCCAUGGCAUCUAGCCUAUAAUCUAGUUAUUGUCUCUGCUUUUAUGAGUCUGAUGCUGUUAAGGCGAAACAUAAGGGACACAUCUGAUACGGGACACUACCAACGGUGGCUUCACUGCGAAGCAGCCAUUGCCUAUACACUCCCGUCUUCCUUUUAGUUGUUUAUUUUUCAUUGAUGAAUGUCAGUUUUUCACACAAAAAACAUGCACCGAAUCCUGGGCCCCGUGGUAUAAAAGUUACUAUUGUGGUAACUUUGUCAUCCAAUGGUAACUACCAUGGUAAUGCUGAUCAGUAGCCAAUCAAAAUCAAGGAUUUCAGGGAAAUUACCAUUGGAUGGCAAAAUUACCAUAAUGGUAACUUUUAUGCAACGGGCACUGGUCGAUAAAAGGGAACAACUAAGCAAGACCGGAGUGCAUAGGCUGUGGCUGAUUCGCAGCCAUGGUUUGUAGUCUUCUGCAUCAGACACAAUUGCUUCCCCAUAGCUGCUGCAUGUGCCUAGAUUAUAAGGCUACAUGGGAUCCAAAGUUGAGCAUUGAUAAAACAUGAAGGCUUUUUCGGUUUAAAAAAAUAAAAUAGUUAUAGACAUGGCCAAGGGGAAGGGAUAGGGGACAUAUGAAUUAUGAAGUUCGAUGAAAAAAAUUGAAAUGUAAUACAGGAAAGGCUCAGCGAAAGCAACAUGUAAAGCACAUCACACACUUUACAAACCAAUUGUGUUCUGAUUUUUUAUCAAUAACUCGUUUUUGCAAUAACUAAACAAUUCUUUUUUAUUCCAUAUUGUGUAACGCAUAUUUUGUAAAUUUUCCCUGUCCUUCUGAUUGCUAAAGACUAGCAAAGAACAAUUUUGCUCAUGUAUGCAUAUAUGAAUGAUUAUAAUUAGAUUACAUUUUUUUGUUUAUGAGAUCAAAGGUCACAUUGGCCAUUAUUUGAUAGAAGUUAGGUGUGUAAUAUAUUUCUGGUCCACAAUGAUGGAGGUAUAUAUUUUGACUGUGCAAUCGAGAAUCCAUUCUUUUCUUCACUCUUAGAAACCUUAUUGGAAGCAAGUAAUUUAUUUGAUGGAAAGCUUAAAGGUUUCAAAAUACAACAAAGCCAGUUUCAUGCAUUUUUUUAGCUUACUUAGCCGAGUAUUAUUGAAAUUUUAUAAUAUGCAAACUUGAUAAUGAGUGUCAUUGUGCUAUUCACUGGCCAAGAUUCUAUGAUGUCAUCUGAUGUGGAUGGAGUUGUGAUUGCAUGCAUUUAUAUGUAGAUAAGUUGCAUUAUUUUCUUGUUUUCCAGCUUACAAAUUCAAAUAUUUUGAGAGGAUUGGCAAAGAUAAUUGUCUUUGGAAUCAAUUAGUGCUUAAACCACUGUUAACGCACGGCUUUACAUCAUAUUUUCAUUUUUUUUCUUUUAUCUUUAUUUUGUUGCAUCUUACAGUAUGUGACCAUGUCAACUAAAUAUGUUUUAUACAAACUCAGUGCAAAUACAGGUGACAAACUGCGUAAAAAAGCAGCAAGUUUAACUUGGCCAAAUGAAGUUCUAUAGCUUGAGUUUCAUCAAUAUAUGCAGGAACUACUCUAAAUAUUUUUUUUGGGUGCAUAUUCUUAAAAUUUCCAAUUGUAAUUUGGAAAACAGUAAAAUUACCAAUCUUGUCUACUCACAAAUGCAUGUAAACUCAACUCCGACACACAGGAUGACAUCCUAUAAUUCAGGCUGUUGAGAAGCCCAAUGAAGCCCAUAAUGGGGAAUAAUGAAUUUGAGUAUUUAUAGAGCAUAAUACCUAGCUGGUAAGCAGUGAAAGUGCAUGAAAAUGUUUUAUGAUUCUUCACAGUUUUCCAUUAAUACAUAUUUGUUUGGCUGCCAAUAUGGGGUUAAAUUGUUCAAUUUUUUUUAGGCAGGAGAUUAUUUGUUGUUUUUUCUUUUGCCUGAGUAGUGAUGUGGAGUAAAUAAGAUUAAAAGUCUUUCAGAUUGUAAUUCUAAGUUCUGUGCCUUUUUUUGUAGUAUUAACAUUUUACAUUCAUUACAUGCUGCUUUUCCGUAUUUGCAUCAAAUUCAUAUAUUUAUAUACUAGACUAUAUACUUCGAUUCAUUCCAUUUUUAUUUUCUAUAUUUUGCAUAUAUAUAUCAUCAAUAAAAUAUAGAUUUAUCAUUGAA